Messenger RNA from Penicillium malachiteum, 477 nucleotides. RefSeq lists its product as uncharacterized. The coding region runs from base 1 to 477 and encodes 158 amino acids. The transcript has a single exon. Lineage: Eukaryota; Fungi; Ascomycota; Eurotiomycetes; Eurotiales; Aspergillaceae. The record is from RefSeq and is a predicted model, not a curated record.
AUGCAGAUUCUCCUUGCAUACAAUAGGGUCUCCCUUCUCCACCAGCAGCUAUUGCAAGAAAGGAUACCACGCUUUUUAUCAGGUGCCGCUGCACUGCACCAAUUAUUUGUUCACGAUACCCUUCUACGAGAUCAUCGCUGGCGAUUGGUAAAACGACAACUCAAGAGCGUGUGUAAGGGACUCGAAGAGAGUUCUACAACGAUCUCAAGUGGGGUUUCCAGUGGCCCUGACUAUACAUCCCUGGUGAAUACCGUUGAAAGCGCGUUCUGGGCCGGGACAGAAUGCCAAACGGGUCACACUCACCAAGCUGGCUCAAGUACCCAAGACCUCCCUGGCUUUAAUCUAGAUCUCAAACCAUCCUUGGAUGAUUACUUUACGGGUCAGCAAUAUGAAAACUAUACCAUUGUUACCGAUGAAAGCUUGGAAAUGCAUAUGUUCCAAAAUGCGACCCCGUUAACCUCGUUGUGGAAUGAGUGA